Zea mays is the source of this 3091-nucleotide messenger RNA. RefSeq names its product cryptochrome 2. Bases 614 to 2713 code for a protein of 699 amino acids. Lineage: Eukaryota; Viridiplantae; Streptophyta; Magnoliopsida; Poales; Poaceae. The transcript is spliced from 5 exons. Gene Ontology annotation, molecular function: blue light photoreceptor activity; DNA binding; FAD binding. The record is from RefSeq and is a predicted model, not a curated record. Gene Ontology annotation, biological process: circadian regulation of gene expression; entrainment of circadian clock by photoperiod; blue light signaling pathway. Gene Ontology annotation, cellular component: nucleus; cytoplasm.
UUGACCAAAUUUUAUGAGUUGAACGGGAAUCUAAUGGCCCACGCAAAAUGGGAAAACAAAAGGAAAACAAAAAUGGAGAGGGAAUAUGUUAUGGGAAAGGCCAAGCGCAGGCGAGCACGAGGAGAUAAAUGGCAAAGAGGACGAGGCAAGAGCAAAUCCGAACCAACCAAUCCCAAUAUCCGCAGGCCUCCCUCUGCACUGGACCACACCACACCCUCGCCUUUCCCGCAACCCAGAGCCCCUCUGCCAAUCUCUGCACAACAUCAUCGAUUCCCCAGGCGAAAAAAAAUACUCUGGACCCUUUUUUUCAAUCAGAUUUUCAAUCAGAGGAGGGUAGAUUGGAUUUGUCAGAUUAUCCGAUCUCCACUGCAGCCUCUCUGAAGAGAAGAGGCCCAUCCAGUCCAGCCUUUCCGCAGUUCCUGGAGCAAUCCUGGCUCAGUGCGUGAAGCAGCUUGAUUCGCCUGCGCAACUGAUAGUCAUAGAAGGGAGCCAAGAGCUUGUUCUUGGCUGCUUGACCGAUUCUUGAUUGAGCUGCUGCGGAUCUUGCCAAAGGGCCAAGAGCUUGCUGUGUCUGGAAUUCUUGGUCAGCCGUGCCGGAUAGGGUGAGGGUGCCAUGACAGCAUCGCAGUCCUCGAUGAGCGGCGGCGGGGAGCCGGGGGUGCGGACGGUGGUCUGGUUCAGGCGAGACCUGCGUGUGGAGGACAACCCGGCGCUGGCGGCGGCCGCUCGGACGGCCGGGGAGGUCGUGCCGGCGUACGUGUGGUCGCCAGAGGAGGACGGGCCCUACUACCCCGGCAGGGUGUCCCGGUGGUGGCUCAGCCAAAGCCUGAAGCACCUCGACGCCUCGCUCCGCCGGCUCGGCGCCUGCCGCCUCGUCACCCGCCGCUCCAGCGACGCUGUCGUCGCGCUGAUCGACCUAGUCCGCAGCACCGGCGCCACCCACCUCUUUUUCAACCGACUCUACGACCCGCUAUCGCUGGUCCGGGACCACCGCGUGAAGGAGCAGCUGUCGGCGGAGGGCAUCACUGUGCAGUCCUUCAACGCCGAUCUGCUGUACGAGCCGUGGGAGGUCCUCGACGACGACGGCUUCCCCUUCACCAUGUUCGCGCCAUUCUGGAACAGGUGCCUGUGCAUGCCGGACCCUGCCGCACCACUGCUGCCGCCCAAGAGGAUCAAUUCAGGUGACCUGUCGAGGUGUCCGUGGGACGAGCUCAUCUUUGAAGACGAGUCCGAGAAGGGCAGCAAUGCGCUGCUCGCACGAGCGUGGUCACCAGGGUGGCAGAACGCUGACAAGGCGCUAACGGCCUUCCUCGACGGUCCGCUGGUCGACUACUCCGCGAACCACAAGAAGGCCGACAGCGCCAGCACGUCCCUGCUGUCUCCGUACCUGCACUUCGGCGAGCUCAGCGUCCGCAAGGUCUUCCACCAGGUGCGGAUGAAGCAGCUGAUGUGGAGCAACGACGGCGACCGCGCCGGCGAGGAGAGCUGCACGCUAUUCCUCCGCGCCAUCGGCCUGCGGGAGUACUCGAGGUACCUCACCUUCAACCACCCCUGCAGCCUUGAGAAGCCCCUUCUGUCGCACCUCAGGUUCUUCCCCUGGGUCGUCGAUGAGGUGCACUUCAAGGUCUGGAGACAAGGGAGGACUGGCUACCCUCUUGUCGACGCUGGCAUGAGGGAGCUCUGGGCCACCGGCUGGGUUCACGACCGGAUACGUGUCGUUGUCUCUAGCUUCUUCGUCAAGGUGCUCCAGCUGCCAUGGCGCUGGGGCAUGAAGUACUUCUGGGACACCUUGCUGGAUGCUGACCUUGAGAGUGACGCACUAGGCUGGCAGUACAUUUCUGGGUCUCUCCCUGAUGGCCGUGAGCUUGACCGCAUUGACAACCCUCAGUUUGAAGGGUACAAGUUUGAUCCGCACGGGGAGUACGUACGGCGAUGGCUACCGGAGCUGGCGAGGCUGCCGACGGAAUGGAUACACCACCCCUGGGAUGCACCUGAGUCUGUGCUUCAGGCUGCAGGAGUCGAGCUAGGCUCCAACUACCCACGCCCCAUUGUGGAGUUAGAUGCAGCCAAUUCCAGGUUGCAGGGUGCCCUGUCAGAGAUGUGGGAGCUUGAGGCAGCCUCUUGUGCUGCCAUCGAGAACGGGAUGGAAGAAGGCCUCGGCGAUUCCACAGAUGAGCCGCCGAUCGACUUCCCUCAAGAAUUACGGAUGGAAGUGGACCGACAACCAGCUCAACCUGCUAUCAUCCACACGCCGGUAGUGGCUGGUUGGAGACGAGAAGACCAGAGGGUGCCUAGCAUGACUUCCUCGUUAAUUAGAGCUGAGACCGAACUCACUGCAGACUUUGGCAACACCAGUGAGGACAGUAGGCCAGAAGUGCCGUCAAACAUUCAUCUGCAGGCUCGGGCGGAGAGGGAAGAAACAGUUGACGGUGCCACUGGCAAUACUGUCAGGGUGAAUGGCAACCAACAGCAGCAGAAUCUUCAGAACAACAUGCACCGCGUGCUAGGUAUCGCUCCAUCAAUUUCAGAGGCAUCGAGCAGCUGGACGGGUAGGGAAGGUGGAUUGGUACCGGUCUGGUCACCUCCGGCAGCUUCAGUACAUUCUGAUCCAUAUACUGCCGACGAGGCUGACAUUUCGAGUAGGAGUUAUUUGGACAGGCAUCAGCAAUCAAAUACGAUGAUGAACUGGAGUCAACUCUCUCAGUCAUUGUGAGUUCAGUUGCACGGACAACAGGAUGGGAAGUGGAUAAUUAGUGCUGUGUGACCGGAUUUAAUUGAUUAGGAGUUCGGCAGAGAGAAUUAUAUUAUACAUAUGUAAAUUAUCACAUUUUGUUCGUCUAUAUAGCCUUGGUGUGCAUGCAAGUCAUCGAACAUGCAGCUUCUUGGAUGCAAUAAUUGUUGUGAACCUAGUUGUGUAGAACCUUGUGGUUUAGGUUGCUAGGUGCCCACAAGAUAUGUAUUAUUCGUCAGAUAAGAGUUUUCUAGCAUCAGGUUCAUUUUGUAUCUGGUUAUUGUCAUAUUGCAGUUCUUGGUGAUGGGAUAGUCAACACAGGUGUAUUCUCAGUUUUAUAGACAGCACUUACCUUUUAUC